AUGUUUCAGAUACAAGCACAGCAGCUUUAUUCGGAGUUUCAACAUGAGCUUUGGAACCUCCUGAACAGCGUUGGCGAUUUGAACAGGGUUGAUCCACAAACCUAUAGGCAGAUUCGUUAUUACUCAGUUGUGGGACCUGCUGCGUUACCGCCUGAUCAGUUGGACAGGUACAACCGCCUGAUCAACGACAUGCUCGCGAUCUACAACAGCGCCUCCGUAUGCGCCUAUCUCGAGCCUCUGAGGUGCGACCUUCGGUUGCAGCCUGACCUCACGGCCAUUAUGGCCAAGAGCAGGAACUGGGACGAGCUGCAGCAUGUAUGGACCGAAUGGCGACGCCAAACUGGACAGAAGAUGAGGGAUCCCUUCGAGCAGAUGGUUCGGCUAAGCAAUCAGGCUUCGAAGUUGAAUAAUUUUACUGAUACCGCUGAAUACUGGAGCUUUCCUUUUGAGUCUACAGAUCUUUUCAAAGACCUGGAAAAUGCAUGGGACGAAGUUAAGCCGUUUUAUGACCAACUCCUUACUUACGUCCGACGAAGGCUCAGGGAGUUUUAUGGACCUGAAAGGAUAAGUAGACAGGCACCUCUACCUGCGCAUAUACUAGGAAAUAUGUGGGCUCAAUCGUGGACCAACAUAUUCGAUAUUACCCAGCCUUACCCUGGUCAAACUUUCUUAGAUGUAACACCAGAAAUGUUAAAGCAGGGUUAUACACCAGCAGACCUGUUCAGGCUAGCAGAGGACUUUUUUGUUUCUAUAAAUAUGAGUGCACUUCCACUGGAAUUUUGGCAAGGUUCUGUUCUUGAGGAACCUAUUGACAGGAUUGUAUUAUGCCAACCAUCUGCUUGGGAUUUCUGCAACCGAAGAGACUUCAGGUACUCAUAUAUCAAAAUAAUCCAUAUGAUCUUUACAAAUACAGAGUUUAUAAGAAAUGAUACUGGACUAUAG
Messenger RNA from Acanthoscelides obtectus, 942 nucleotides. The record is from the annotation of a GenBank genome assembly. NCBI's taxonomy places the organism in Eukaryota, Metazoa, Arthropoda, Insecta, Coleoptera, Chrysomelidae.